AUGGCUGUAGUAGAGGUGGAUUUGGUUAGCAGUGGUGAACGAAUAAGGUUAGACAAACCUACAUUCGACCAUAUAGCUUCAGGUCACUUUAGGGUUGACUCCCCCAGCUGCCAAGAGCGCGUUGCGGUCAAGUGCCUGACAUGUAGACAACAGCUAUGGGUUAAGGACGAAGAGGGCUGCUUGCGGCUGGCGUUUCGGAAAGGACAGCAAUCCAAUGGAGUGCAGAGAGGCUAUCUCAUCAGCGCAAAGGUGCCCCGAGCAAAGCAGGCCAGGUCUCUUGUUUGCCUCAGCUGCAUAGGGAAGCUACUUGGCAAGGUUGUGGAAGCAGCCGACGGCAGGACCAUUGCGUUAAGCGAGCGGCUGGAUGAUGGUGCCAACACAUCAAUUCUACAGCAGCAUCCCGCUGGCUACUGGACGCAGGUAUUGGCGCUAGAUGACGCGUUGAUCUCGUUUCUCAGAGGCCAGAACGAGGGCACCGUAGAGCGUAAAAAGCGUCAGCUCACGGCUGCUGAGCAGGUUAUCAACAAAGGUGGCGCCAAGGGAUUGCAACCAAGAGUGCGCGAGCCUGAAGCGCCGGAAACAAAUGGAGAGGAGCGCGCACCCGCAACUAGCAUAAAAGCUCAAGCGUUGAGCUACCUGAGGAGAGUGGAUGAGGGGAAGGACUGCCAGAUCUUCCUGCCAGUCGGAAGCAUUCGAGCACCGUUGCUGUCGAUGUACAUGGGCGCUUGGGACCAUAACGGAGUUGGCCGGCCAAAACCCCUGGGAAAGCCGGACAAGAGCCACGCGCUGCAGGAGAUGGCGAGGUGGAACGCUCUUGGGGUGCUCUGCUGCACGUGUCAUCGAGGAAGGUUAACGGAGAGCGCUCCGUGUGUUCACAAGCUGGUUCUAGCGGCGUUGAGCGAGAGCUGGGCUCCAAACGGAGAGCUGCCGACCAGUGAGGCCCUUGGGCAGGGAGUGAGCGUCGAGCGGGUCUCAUGGGACGGCAAGGGGUCGUACUAUGCGGUGGUCGACAACCCCAGAAGCCCCUCGUGCCCCAAGCGGCGCAUGCUCUUUCACAGUGUUGCCGGAAAUUGGUACUGCGAAGGGAAGAGGGACGGUUGCCCAUCGCUAACAGAGUGCGUCCACAUAAGCACGGCGCGGGCUGCUCUUGCAAAAGGGGAUGUGCCGGACUGCGCGAGGCUGGCGUUUGGAUUGGCCCCAUUUGCCAAGGCAGCAAUUGCUUGGUUAGAGAAAUGGAUCGAAGGGGAGUUGCCGCAAAUCGGGGGUGGAAAGGCGGUACCGGCAGAGGUUGCCUCGCAGGAAAGCCUCGUGCCUCGAGAAGGAGGGGAGCUCACAGGUGAGCAGCAAUACUUGUUGGGGCUGCUUCAGAGGCGGCCACACGAAGGGGCGGCGUGUGCAGGAGAGGGGUGCUUUUGCAAACGGCACGCGGCCUUGUUCGGCGAGGCACGCCCAAUGGAGACGGAGGGUCACGAAACCCGAGUCAUGGGACGAGAGGAAGAAGGGGGUGCUCAUGAGCCGCCUGCAGGCAAGCGGAGGAGAAGGGGCAAGAGUUUCUGGGAGAAGCAAGCACGUGCGCCCAUCUUAGGGCAGGGCCGACCGGCGGAACCUGAGGGGACGGUGCCGCCGUUAGACGCUCGCGGGAAGGAGGCCAUCCACGGCUGGGUUGCGGCCUGCUCGAGCUGUACGCUGAGCUCGCUAAAGGCCGAAGGCGCUUGCGCGCACGCGGUUCACGAACGGGCCCAAUGUCCUGUGAUGCUGCUGACUACGGAAGCCAUUCAGGUUUCCAAACCAAAGUUGGCAAGGCCCAGCGACGCCUCAACUGUCCACGACCCUCUGGUCACGUGCCUCCAAUCCCCCGUGCCCCUGAGCGAGCUCAGAGACUGCCACUUUGCCGAGCUCUCCCGACGCGGCCUCCUGAGCGCCCCUUGCCCAAUUGAAGCACCCCCUUGCGGAACUCAAUGGGUGGAGGCCUGGGUAGAGGCCACCGUUGAGGCGUCGGCGUGGAGCAAGAAGGUGCGAGUACGGCUGUACCAUUGUUCGUGCCUGGACCGGGCCCAUGCCGUCCACUUUGACGGGGAGCAUUUCGGGCUCUACGUCUGGUCAAAACGUACGCUUUUUCAUCAACAAAGCCUUCAGCUCCUCCUGCGAGGCAUGCAAAGCGGCCAAUCUUUCAGAGCCGUGCUCGCGCGCGAUCAGGCCGCGUUCGAGUACACCCCAACCGCGGCGGUUCUGAGCGAGGAGACGUGGCGUCGGGCGAGCCUCGACUUCUUCAAGCUGGUUGGGCUGGGGCUUCGGGAUUGCUGCUCGCUCUGUGGACCACAUCCAAAUGUGCUCAUCUGCGACGGCAUAGUGGGCUUAGCCAGCGCGGACGGCGCGCAGAAGCCGGGGGGUCUUGGGAGCUCUUUGCUUGACGCGCCGCGGGACGGAAAGCUCGGGGAGAGGUUGUCAAAGACGGAGUUCAAUGCGCUCCUGAACGGGCUGGCUCACGAGGACCCCCAGACCGUGAAGCGUUUCGGGCCGGAUGAGGCGGAGAGGUCGCUUCCCGAGGACGGCAGACGGCGCAUGCUUACUGAGCAGCGCACGAUGGUGCGAGACCGGAACCUGGCCGUCUUCAAGUUGCUGACGGGGAUCCAGGGUGACUUUGAGAGGCGAGGGUUGAGCCCAGACCUGUGGCAGCACUGGGUUGGAGAGUGGACGGAAAUCCUCUAUUGCCUGGGCGCGCAUGACAGCGACGAGGAUCUGAUCGGACCUGGCGCAUUGCACGUGAUCCGGAGGCUUUUGCUGGGGAGCGAGGCAACUCUCGAGGACAGGCGAGACUUGGCAAGGGACGCGCCCAUCUUGCGACGCAUCCUAGACGCGUACGGCGGCCUCACGUUUCCGGCCUUCUCCACGCGCACCCUCUACCAUCUCUACCUCAUCACCGUCUUUUUAAGGGGUGCAACGGGUUUCGAUGCCGAUGGGCGGCGCGGCUGGGUGCACGAGGCGCUCGACCCCUUUAACCGAGCUGUCAACCUUCUUACGAAGGCUCGAGCACGUCCCCUUAGCAUCGAGGAGCGACGGCAGUUGGACGAGGCGCGCGGGCUGGCAAACAAAUUGCUGCCAGGGGUCGAAAGGUUGGAGCCAAGCCCCCAGCAAUGGGAGGACAUGAGCGCUCAUGAGCGCUCGCUUCUGAGAGAGAGGCUGGGGCAAGAUGAGAACGGGGAAGAGCUUCACCCGCUGCCAACGGGGCAUGCCUUCCGAGCCGAACAGGACGCCCUGGCGUGCUACUCGUUUCCCGGAUGGGAGCAGAAACGGGGAUUGCCCUGGUAUAGCAGCUUCGAGCAUCCGGGCGGCCGCAGUAGAAGCUCGGAGGAGAACAAGUGCGCAACGGGGAAGUCGAUGACGGAGUGGGACGUUGAGAAUGUUCCCGGAUUGGUGAAAGGGGCCGGAAAGCUCUCGGGGAAGAAGGGAAGUGCCAGUAAGCGGCCAAAGAGGAGCAGGGGGGGCUAUGUGUUCGCGUGCCCCCACAGGUGCAUCUAUGGCUUCCACGUGAUGCUACGCGGAGAGAGCCCAAGGGACGCGUUUGUUGUGCUCUACACUCGGCUGAGGCGGGAGGACUUGCCAGAGGUCGUGGUUCACGACAAUGGUUGUGCCUUGCGCAACUACUGCAUGCGGCGGGAAGGGGCGCAUUUUGCCAAGGUUCGAUUCGUCGUCGACAGAUUUCACUUCUCAAAGGCUGGCCAGGAGGUACACAAGUGUGGUCCCUCGAAUUGCCCGGACACCUACCCGUUCCUUCACUGGGUGAACACUAGUGCAGUGGAGUCGGUGAACUCCUUUCUGAAGGGGUUCAGGAGUCUAGGUUGGUACUCGGGGCUCGAAAGUUUCAUGGUCAUAUUGCCUCUGCUCCUCGGCGGCUACAACCAGACGCUCAAGAGGGUCGACGAUUCCAAGCUUGCAAUUGCAAUAGCAGCAGCCGUGUGGACGGCUGGGGUGCGAACUCGAUUGUUGCAACAAUAA
Messenger RNA from Klebsormidium nitens, 3996 nucleotides. The record is from the annotation of a GenBank genome assembly. Lineage: Eukaryota; Viridiplantae; Streptophyta; Klebsormidiophyceae; Klebsormidiales; Klebsormidiaceae.